Serinus canaria (Common canary) is the source of this 2151-nucleotide messenger RNA. RefSeq names its product polyadenylate-binding protein-interacting protein 1-like. The record is from RefSeq and is a predicted model, not a curated record. Bases 112 to 1521 code for a protein of 469 amino acids. NCBI's taxonomy places the organism in Eukaryota, Metazoa, Chordata, Aves, Passeriformes, Fringillidae. Gene Ontology annotation, molecular function: RNA binding; translation activator activity; protein binding. The transcript has 10 exons. Gene Ontology annotation, biological process: regulation of translational initiation.
GGUUGCGACCAUCGUGGGGGUGAAACUGAAAGUGAAGUGCUCCGGCCGCGGGGAAGCGAGAUUGAGUCGCUGGCUCCUUCCCAUGAGCGCCUGAGCCACCCCGACCCGAGCAUGUCGGAUAGUUUUGACCGAGCUCCAGGUGCUAGCCGGGUCUGGGGUCGAGGUGGCGCUGCUCUCAGCGGCGCGGACGCGUCGGAGAGUGGUGGUGGGGCCUGUCCUGGGGGUAGUGGUUCCCACAGUGAAGGCUCGGCCGAAAAGCAGCAUAAAACAGGUGGCCUCUUGCUACAGCAGGAACCGUUGCGACCUCCGAAGACAGCGCCGCUGAGCACCGGAAACGCAGAAAACCUGCAACAGGCAAGAAUUCCAUCUGGAUCACAAGGAAAAGUUUCAGUUCCUGAUUCUGGACCAGAAAUGGCUGAAUCUCAGGUGGCUGUGGCUCCUGUGGUAACAUCAAAGUUGUCUGUUAAAGCACCUGAGUUUUAUCCAUCAGGAUAUAACCAGAACUUUGCAGAUUCUUCCUUUGAAGAUGAAUAUGAUGGCUAUCUGACUUUGGCAGAGUAUGUACAAGACUUUCUAAAUCACCUUGCCAAGCAACCAGGUUGUUUUGAAACUGAAAUAGAGCACUUUGCUGAAACAGUGAAUGGCUGGGUCGCUGCAGAUGAAACUUUACAAGAACUUGUUGAACUCGUAUAUCAACAGGCCACAUCUGUCCCAAAUUUUUCCUACAUGGGAGCACGGUUGUGUAACUAUCUAUCUCAUCAUCUAACCAUUAGUACACAAAGUGGGAGCUUUCGGCAGUUGUUACUUCAAAGGUGCCAAACAGAGUAUGAAAACAGAGAUGAAGCUGCCAAAGGAGAUGAGACUGCUCAAAAACAAUUUCAUGCCUUUGUGUUGUUCUUAGCCGAACUUUACCUUAACCUAGAGAUUAAAGGAACAAAGGGACAGGUCACACGAGCAGAAAUUCUUCAAGAAGGCCUUCAGGAAUUACUAAAUGUGCUCUUCUCUAACCCUGUGGACAAUAAUUUGAUGUGUGCAGUGAAACUGCUGAAGUUGACAGGCUCAGUUUUAGAAGAUGCCUGGAAAGAAAAAGGAAAGAAUGAUAUGGAGGAAAUGAUUCAGAGAAUUGAAAAUGUUGUGUUGGAUGCAAACUGUAGCAGAGAUGUGAAACAUAUGCUUCUGAAAGUAGUGGAACUACGAUCAAGUAACUGGGGUAGAGUUCAUGAAACUUCUCCACAUACAAAAGCUACUCCUGAAAAUGACCCUAACUAUUUUAUGAAUGAACCAACAUUUUACACUUCUGAUGGUGUUCCUUUUACUGCAGCAGAUCCAGAUUACCAAGAAAAAUACCAAGAACUGCUUGAAAGAGAGGAUUUGUUUCCAGACUAUGAAGAAAAUGGCGUGGCUUUAUCAGGACCUGGAGACCAGUAUGUUUUCAUUUUGAGUGAUAGCUGUUGUGGGGUGGUUUUGGGCUUUUUUAACACUAAUUAUUUUUACUGCAAAUUUAGGAAUCCAAUAUUGUAAAAAAUGAAAUUAAUAAUUGUUAUUUAGUUCUACAGUGGAAAUUAUGUGUCUGUUCAGGUGGAAGUUGGUUUGUAAUUACACAAGUUUGAUACAUUUUAUAUUUAUCCAGCUGAGUAGGGCAAUUAAACUUCAUAUAUUUUUGCCCAUGUGUAACACUCUCUUCUGCAUUUUUGAAAAAAAAUUGCAAGCAAAAUUAUGCAUCAUACCUUCAGGUGUUGGUAGUGAGACAACCUGAAUUUAUUCUAGCUAGAGAUAAUUACAAUGUUUUCAGUAUUUUUCAAAGGGAGAAGGUUGUUAAGGUUUUCUCUUCAGGAUAAGUAGUAUUCCCUCAAUUAAUGGCUAAAGGGGAAGCAGUAGAUGGAAAUAUAGUCUCACCUUCUGACACCAGUUUAUAAGAAUUUGAUAGGAAAUCUGUGAAAGAAAGACAGUCUAAAAGAAAUUGCUCUGAGCUCUGUACUGGUUGAAGGAGGACUUUCAGAUCAUGAUUUGAUACUCAAAAGCAUUUUCAGUGUUGUGUUUGUGUGAUAAGAGCACUGGUCUGGAUCAUUGUUUUUGUUAGUAAAUUAGCAAGCUUUUAGAUGGCAACUAGCUGAGGGGAGUUACAGGAACUUUGGAAGAUAAAUUAGUGAU